Messenger RNA from Sphaeroforma arctica JP610, 708 nucleotides. RefSeq lists its product as hypothetical. The transcript has a single exon. NCBI's taxonomy places the organism in Eukaryota, Ichthyosporea, Ichthyophonida. The annotation marks the transcript as partial. The record is from RefSeq and is a predicted model, not a curated record.
CGCCUCUCGUCUCGCCUCUCGAAUCUCUCGGGAAAAGUAGUACAAAAUUAAAAAUGCAAAGUUCAGCAGCCAAGAGCGAGCCAACGACAGUAACCGGCAGCUGAAUACAGGGCACGGUUACUCAGACAUACGGUAGCCACUCUUACCGCUCUUAUUAGCCACUCUUAUUCCACUAUGCACUACUAGUAACACAAGCUUAAGAUGUUGCGUAAAUAUGUCAAGGUUUAAGUAGGUCCACAAAUAUUGAGUGUGUGAUGCCACUAUCACCCGGAACCACUCCAAAACUAUCAUAUUGACACCGUGCAAUUCGACACUGGGAUACCACUCUCAUAUAGCAACAUGGCGGACGAAAACGAUAGGCAAAGCCGUCAGCAUGGCGCUAUAUCCCUAGCUACUACCCGUCACAUUGUACCAAAUCUUAGGGAACAUGAAAACUACUGCUCUACUGAGCGUAAAACCACCGAAACAGUGUCGUCUACGAACACAUAUGACAAUCACGUAGAGGUCGGUGAGCAAGGAAUUCUUACACCUGAGCGUAUUGCUAGUGAUUCAAAUCAUCAUACUGUGCGGUUGCAUAUGAGUAGACAGAAUUCGAGUUCGUCACGUCUCACACGACCCUGUUUACCGAGGUGGCUGCCUUUGCGGUGGCGAGUAGCCUUCACGAUUCUCGGUGGCAUAGCAGCGACCUAUUUAUUCGGUGAGUGUACU